Molecule: messenger RNA, 162 nt
Organism: Morchella sextelata
Lineage: Eukaryota; Fungi; Ascomycota; Pezizomycetes; Pezizales; Morchellaceae
Exons: 2
Coding region: 1-162 (53 amino acids)
Source: RefSeq, a predicted model, not a curated record
AUGUCGCGUCAUCAUCCUAAUGUGCCGCAAGCAAUCCGGCAUAGCCAUCGGCCGCCUCUGCGACAAAUGCGACGGCAAAUGCCCGGUCUGCGAUUCCUACGUCAGGCCCACAACCCUCGUUCGGAUAUGCGACGAGUGUUCAUUCGGAAACUACCAGAAUAA